Osmia bicornis bicornis is the source of this 2937-nucleotide messenger RNA. RefSeq names its product 2-aminoethanethiol dioxygenase. The transcript is spliced from 3 exons. Gene Ontology annotation, cellular component: mitochondrion. The coding region runs from base 422 to 1117 and encodes 231 amino acids. The record is from RefSeq and is a predicted model, not a curated record. Gene Ontology annotation, molecular function: oxidoreductase activity, acting on single donors with incorporation of molecular oxygen, incorporation of two atoms of oxygen. Lineage: Eukaryota; Metazoa; Arthropoda; Insecta; Hymenoptera; Megachilidae.
CAUAAUUAGGAAAAUUAUCCCUACCACGGGAGUUUCCAACUCCAGCGUAUGUAUACUUAUAUAUGACCGUGGUAUCAACAAAUGUGAGGUAUUCGUGGAUGUCAGAAGCUUAUAAAAACGGUGAAAUAUAUGUUAUCAUUAUAAUAUUGUGUUAGAAGUGAUUAACAAAGUAGUACUCAGUAAACGGUAAUAUAUAGCAAGUUUAACCUCUAAAUAUAAAACAACUAUCAAUUAUAUUGACGAUUCUUAUUUAGUCUAAUUUGUUGAAAAACAUUUGGAUGUUGUAAUUAAAUGGUUAUAUCGCUGAAAUUUUGUAUAUAUUUUCUUAUGUUUCGGUGUUUUUAAUACCGUGCUAUUAAUUCAACAUUAUUCGUAAAAGGUAAAUUCAUGAAGAUUGUGUUGUAAAUCGUAGUAAAUAAACAUGACGACCGCAGUAAAAACAUUGUGGAAACAAGCGUUAAAUACAUUUGAUGAACGAAGUAACGUUGGGUUUAAGCUUUGUCAACAAAAUUUUGACAAAUUGCGAUAUUUGAUGAAUAAAAUUACAGCCGAAGAUGUAAAUUUGAAUCAGCAAAUUCUAGAUUUCAUUCAAGUACAACAUGCACCGAUGUGGGUUAUUGACAUAUUUGAGAAUAAGGACUUUGCUAUAUCAAUUUUUAUAUUGAAACACGGAUUUACAAUGCCAAUACAUGACCACCCUGGAAUGUAUGGCUUUUUAAAGGUAAUUAGUGGGAAAGUUCAAGUGAAUAAUUAUACUUUAAAAGCAAAUGAAGAUCAUGCAAUUAAACUGAAUAAAGAAGUAAUGGCAUUUAGACAUAAACUGAUAUCUUUGCACAGUAAUUCUCCUGCUUGUACUCUUACGCCAAGAGAAAGAAACUUACAUGAAAUUACAUGUAUUGAAGGGCCAGCUGCAUUUUUAGAUAUACUUAGUCCACCUUAUGAUGUAGAUGAUUCAGGUAAGGGACCAAGACCGUGUACAUUUUUCAAAACUGUUGGUAGUUCUAAGUUGUGUACAGAUUUAUCAGAUAUAAUUGAAGAAGUUAAGUUAUUGGUUAUCGAGGGUCCACCAGAUUUCUAUUCUGGAAGUCUCAAAUAUACAGGUCCACCGUUAAUGUGACCUGAAGUAUUAAGAUAUAUUUAGAUCUUGUGUUCUGUUUGUUAAAUAAUUCUGCAUUUUGUGUAUUAAGUUGCACUUAUAAUUGUAUCAUAAACUUAUAAAUGUUCAAAUGACAAUUCUAAUUAAUUGGACAAUAUUUAUAUUUCUUUUUGCAUUUUUCCGCAUAUGAUCAUAGGAUGGAAUAAGAUAAAAUAAUUUCCUUUAUAAAAAUAAAGUAAAAACGUAGGAUAAGAUUUUUUUUUCGAUUGUCAAGGAAAAUUAGCUUGAAAGUUAUUUGGGAAUACACUUGUUAAAUUUUUAAGUAAUCUCAUAUCUUAGUAAUUACAUGAAUAUAGAUUGAUAACAAUGUAACUGUGUAUCUUACGAUUCAAAUUCUUAGGUGGUGUUAUAGCCUAUGUUUAUUCAUUUUUCAAUAAUUUUGGUACAUAUAAGUUUUUUAAUAUAAAUUUAUAAGUAACAAUUAAGUGUAUGCAUACCUGAAAAAUUUUAAACUAAAUUUUUUCGAAAUAAAAUGUCACGUGAUAGUAUUCUAUAUUUUCAAUUUAUUUUUCUUGGUUCCAUGUAAUGUGCAAGAAAUCGUAUUAAACAUAUUAUUUUGACGGUAUAUACAUAUAGUAAGGAUGUGAAGAAUGAAUGUAUCAUCUGUAACACAUAAUAAGAUACACAUGACAAUUAUUGAAUAAAAACAAAAUUUUUAUUUAUAUAAAACACGUGAUAAUUAUAUCACAUAAUACGUAAAAAAUACAAACGAUAUCUCAAUAAAAUUAUGUACUAUUUUCUGGUGGAUGAAUCACCAGUUUUCAAUUGUUUGUGCAAUUCUUACAGGUUAUAAAAAUAUACUGUACUAUAAUAAUAUAGUUUACAUUACACAACAAUAAUCAAUAUUAAUAUUCCUUUAGUACCUCUGGUUUUAUACUUUAAUUUUGUUAAAUGAAUGUUAUAAUACAAUAAUUUAAAAAAGGAAAUAUCUUUUCUUUUUUAAUUAAAAACAGAAACGACUGGUAUGUACAAUGUAAUAAAAUUAAGAAAUUAACAUAUUACAUAAAGAUAUAAGUACUUACGUAAAUUAAUUGUAAAUCAGAAUGUUAUUUAUCUAGGUAUAUAAGAAAAACACGAAGUAUCGAUUUGAAUUGAUAUUUACUAAUUUCUUAUAUCUACAGCAAAUUAAGGCAUUUACAUAAAAUAAAGUUUUGUUCCAAAAUUUUUUUACUGAAUAUAUUAAUAUGUUUAAUUCAAGACUUAUCUAUGACAGAAAUAAAUUUUUAAAAAUACCGUUCCCUUUUCCAAGCAGUCAAAAUAUGAAUAACUUCUACCAAAGAUACUUUUGCUUAUUUCUCAAUGUACAGGAAAUUUGUAAUUUUAGUAUAAUAAAUAGUAUCGCUUCAUUAUGUAAUUAUUAAAUUUGAAACAGACGAAAUUGAAUUAUGGUAAGGAAAUAUUACCAUUAUUCAAUUUUUAGUUAUUAAGUAAGAAGGUGAAUGGACAUUAUUGUUACUCCAUUGAAUAAAAUAUCCCACACCUGACACAAUAUUUUACCAAUUGAAUUUAUGUAUAUAAUGACAUUUUCCAUACAUAUAUAUGGAGAACAACGUAUGUAUCUGUUAAACCUGAUUACAGUACCCAUACAUUUAUAUUGCUAAAAGUAGAUGGUAUAUUGGAAAUCCAUAUUUACGAUAAAAGUAUUCUAAAAAGUUUAAUUAUUCUACAUCUGAAACGAUAUACUGUCCUUUGAUAAUAUAUUCUUGAAAGGUAGUUUACAUGCAUUUAACUUGUCUGAGUUUCAGAAUUUUGCUGUCUUCUAUACAGUGCGACGUUAUUCU